Menidia menidia (Atlantic silverside) is the source of this 2517-nucleotide messenger RNA. NCBI's taxonomy places the organism in Eukaryota, Metazoa, Chordata, Actinopteri, Atheriniformes, Atherinopsidae. The record is from the annotation of a GenBank genome assembly.
UGCAGCAUCACAUCCUGUCUGACUGGACUGGGGGUAAACUCCGAGUGGAGGCGAGGAGGGAGCAGAUCUUUCUGGGAGAGAGUUUGGGAAGGAGCGCUCAAGCACCGGAGUAUUUUCAAAGUUCAUCAAAUCGGAUUGUUCCUGCUUGGAGGGGAACAAAAAAAAAAGAAGGAAAACGUGUACAAGACAAUGGUCCGUGGGAUUAUCUGGAUACUUUUUCCGUGAUGCUCCGGAUAAACUUUGACUGGACGAUGGUUUCGCUGCUUUUGGGAGGUUUUCUGUGGUUAUUUUUUCUUUCAUAUCCCUCACAGGCCAUCUUCUCUUACUUCGCAGUCUCCAAUAUUUAUACCAUAGAUGGCAAUUAACAUAAUCUCGCGUUUUCUGUUAAUUUCGAAGAGUGAAGGACAACACGCAGUCCGGAUUGCCCCCCAAACGCAGAUUUUUGGCAGUUCAUGAAUGCAUCCGUAAUCACCCAGGGGAGCCUCAAGUACUUAAAUGGGUCCAUCACGAAAAAGAGACAAUCAAGCUCCUUUAUGUCUCAAGAUCAGCUGCAGUUUCUGCACAUUGUCUGUUAUGAAUAGACCGAUCUCCAAUUGAACCUCUUCACUUUGGAGAUUUUUCGAUUUUCGAUUAUACAGCUAUUGAAAUUAGGAUGCGCCGCUCCUUUCUCCCUGCGCUUGCUGGUUCGGUUGGCUUUUUUUGAUUGACAGAUGAAAUUGACACUCGGGUUGCCUCUUAUCAAGCGAAGCAUUUCAUUCCGCCGCUAAUUGCAGAUAUAGUGCCAUCCUUUUCUUUUCUCUCCGCGUUUGAUUGCAAUACAACCUCCCAUUGCACACAAGAGGAAUGAUCGAUCAUAUGUUUAGUUUUUCUCCCCCCUUCUUCUAAUUGCAUCAAAAUUUCUUUUGUCGCCAGGGUUUAAAUGCAGGAGAAACUGUAAUUCCUUGUUUUGGACCGGAUAUAGUGUGGGUUGGGGCAGGGAUGCGUAAUGCGCAGAGAAAGCUCCGUUUCCUCUCCAAAUAGACGGCGUUUGAGACCCAAAAAUGUCUAAGUCGGAGGUGAAGAAGGAGUCGGCGGAGUCCAGCCCGUCGGAGGCCGCCUGUCUCUGCUCUCCUCCGGCGGCCAAGAACCAGUGCGCCAACUGCGGCAUGGACAUCCAGGACCGGUACCUGCUGAAGGUCAACAACCUGAACUGGCAUUUGGGCUGUCUGGAGUGCUCGGUGUGCAGAGCCUCCCUGCGCCAGCACAGCAGCUGCUACGUUAAAAACAAAGAAAUCUACUGUAAACUGGAUUAUUUCAGUAGGUUCGGCACCAAGUGCGCGCAGUGCGGCCGGCAGGUGUUCGCCAGCGACUGGGUGCGCCGGGCCCGCGGCAGCGUCUACCACCUGGCCUGCUUCGCCUGCUUCUCCUGCAAAAGGCAGCUGUCCACCGGCGAGGAGUUCGGCCUGGUGGAGGGCAGGGUGCUCUGCCGCAGCCACUACGACAUCAUGCUGGACAACCUCCGCAGGGCCGCCGAGAACGGGACGGGCCUGACUCUGGAGGGAGCGCUCCCCUCGGACCAGGACUGCCAGCCCAAACCGGCCAAGAGGGCGCGGACAUCGUUCACUGCUGAGCAGCUCCAGGUGAUGCAGACCCAGUUUGCUCAGGACAACAACCCUGACGCCCAGACGCUGCAGAAACUGGCAGAAAUGACGGGACUGAGCAGACGAGUCAUACAGGUUUGGUUUCAGAACUGUCGGGCGCGGCACAAAAAGCAGCCGCCGCCGAGCGGCUUUUCACAGAACGCUCCGCUCUCCAGGAUGCCUCCCUCUCUGCCGGAGGACAUCCACUACUCUCCCUUCAGCAGCCCGGACCGGCCCCAUCUCCUGGCUCUGCACGGAUACUUAGACACGCAUCCCUUCUCCGUCCUCGCAGCUCCGAGUCAUCUGACGCAUCCAUCGAUCUCUUUGCCACAGCUUCCCAUCAGCCGCUGAUAUCCGUCGCCGUGUGAGACGGAAUUGUGAAAAAUUAUCAUUUGGGCCGUCCUGUCGGUGGUGUCAUCUGUUUGGGACUCAGCAAGAUCUGUGGGAUUCUUCAUUGUGAGACUGCUGCAAAAUAAUGAUGAGGAUGCUGCCUUCAAGCCAACGAAGGAGCUCUGUUUUUUCCCUCUUUUUUCUCACAAAAAGAAGGGGAACUUUUUUUGUUCUCCUUGUUAACGGGACAUAAAGCAUUGCGGUCAGGUCAGGAGAUCUGUUUUUCUGCUCUUCCUUUUGAUUUCUGCAACACAAGCAAUCAAAGUAUUAGAAGAGUGUCUUAACAGUGUUACAGUAAAACCUCAGCAUUGUUUUUUUUUUUUUUUUGUGUCAGUGGUGAGCAUUUGAAGCUUUACUGGUGUUGGUUGUUGUACUGUCAGAAAACAGAAACUUUUAUUUAUUCAGAGCAAAUCUUUACUUCAAAAAAGCACUUUUAAAUGUGUGUUGACAUGGGAUUAUUCAGUGAUUGUACACUGUAAAUACUUCUAUGGGUUAAUAAAAUGUAUAA